Phytophthora nicotianae INRA-310 is the source of this 246-nucleotide messenger RNA. RefSeq lists its product as hypothetical. The record is from RefSeq and is a predicted model, not a curated record. The coding region runs from base 1 to 246 and encodes 81 amino acids. Lineage: Eukaryota; Oomycota; Peronosporomycetes; Peronosporales; Peronosporaceae. The transcript has a single exon.
AUGGAGCCGAAUUUGGCUGCAACGCUGCAGAAGUACAUUGAUCAUCUCUAUACCUACGUUCGAGACCACAUUGCUCUCAAGCUUACUGAGGAGUUUGGGGUGCUGCUCGAUGGGUGGUCUAGUGGUGGCCGUCACUUCAUUGCCAUCGUGGCGGUUUUUCAUGACCCAAUGGUCUUGCAACCAACGGAGCGGAAUCCUAACAAGUCGCCGUUUUCAGCUGGCUGUGAACGACAUUUUGGCCAAUGA